UUACAGCAGCGCUAGGGAGGGAAGAAAGAACUCGCUGUGCCUCAAGGAAUGUGAAACGAUGGAACACAGAUAAGACUCUCCGUGCAUAGAGGAGAAAUAAGCAGUUAAUGUUCUCUCUUAACCCAUGCUUCGGGGGAUGGGGGGUGAUAUAUUACAUUCUACCUCAAGGGAAAGGAUAUACUUCUUGAUUAAUAUACUUAUACAAUUCAUUAAUUUUCCUUUCACUGGCUAUUCCUAAUCAUUCCCCCAGGGCCUUGCAGUUUUGUCUCAUUCGCGGCUCUAUCCCGUAGCUGAGCACAAAACCUAGUUCUUAACAUUGAUUAAAUAAAUCUCGUCAGGUGCUCCCGUGGGUGAUCUGGAAGGAGUUAAAUUUGGUAGUUAUGGGAGACGCUUCUGUGAAGCCAUAGGAGCGAAGGUUGUGACGGCAGGACAUAACUCAGCUUCAGAAUCUUUCUGGCCGCUAAACCUUCAGAGUAAGUGCCGUCCUUGGGGAAUGCUGCCUCAAAUGGCUCGCGACGUCCUACAACAUCUACAUUUAUUUUGGAAAAUCUGUUUCCGUAAAACCUAGCAUACUUAAUCACCAACUUUUGUUAACUUUAAGGUGGCAUAUUAAUACCUGUCAGGUUGAUUUUAGUAGGAGUGGGACCGGGCUGACCUCACCGUCCCACCCUUCGGUAUAAGGCCGGCGUCUUCACGAUCUCGCUUUUCACAACCCCAGCCCCUGAGGGCUUAUCUGGAGCUGUCGGAGUCCCCAGGACGUGGCCCCGGAGCAGGGUGAGGUGCCACAGUUCGAGGUGUCACAGUUCCCCGCGCCCGGACAGGGGGCGGUGCUCACGCCCCAGGCCCGGCUGACGCGAUGUAGGCCGAGAUCACCUCAGGCGCUCGCGGUGCAAUCACAGAGGGCGCCGUAGCCCGGUCGAACUCGCCCUGAGAUCCCUCCGCUCAGUGCUUUCAACGCCGUGUCCUGGUGCGCCGCACCCGGGCAUACAAAAACGGGUCGUCCGCGAUUCUCAGGGAUUGAUCGCCUCUUCAGCUAAGUUCUCUUCCGUUCCCGUACCACUGUGCCACAGGCACAGCCCGCUUCCUCAGGUCCCCUAUCCCGCGCAAGAAGACCACGGCUUCACAGAGUGUUAUUUAAGGGGCGUGGCCAGCGGAACAUCCCGCCCCAUUCUGUGACGCACGAGGUGGCGCGCGUGGGACCCGAGGGGUGGGGCUGGGUUUAGUAGGAAACCUGGGGGCCAGGGCUGCCUGUGGACGACCAUCUGCCAGCUUCUCUCGCUCCGUCGAUUAGGAGGAGCGGUGGCGAUCUCGGCCUUCAGUGUCUUCGGCAGAGUGAAAUGGCGGCGGCGGCUGGGAUGAUGUUGCUGGGCUUGCUGCAGGCGGGUGGGUCGGUGCUGGGCCAGGCGAUGGAGAAGGUGACAGGCGGCAACCUCCUGUCCAUGCUGCUGAUCGCCUGCGCCUUCACCCUCAGCUUGGUCUACCUGUUCCGUCUCGCAGCCGGCCACCUGGUCCAGCUGCCCGCAGGGGCGAAAAGUCCUCCAUACAUUUUCUCCCCGAUUCCAUUCCUUGGGCAUGCCAUAGCAUUUGGGAAAAGUCCAGUUGAAUUUCUAGAAAAUGCAUAUGAGAAGUAUGGACCUGUAUUUAGUUUUACCAUGGUAGGCAAGACAUUUACUUACCUUCUGGGGAGUGAUGCUGCUGCACUGCUUUUUAAUAGUAAAAAUGAAGACCUGAAUGCAGAAGAUGUCUACAGUCGCCUGACAACACCUGUGUUUGGGAAGGGAGUUGCAUACGAUGUGCCUAAUCCAGUUUUCUUGGAGCAGAAGAAAAUGUUAAAAAGUGGCCUUAACAUUGCCCACUUUAAACAGCAUGUUUCUAUAAUUGAAAAAGAAACAAAGGAAUACUUUCAGAGUUGGGGAGAAAGUGGAGAAAAAAAUUUGUUUGAAGCUCUUUCUGAGCUCAUAAUUUUAACAGCUAGCCAUUGUUUGCAUGGAAAGGAAAUCAGAAGUCAACUCAAUGAAAAGGUGGCACAGCUGUAUGCAGAUUUGGAUGGAGGUUUCAGCCAUGCAGCCUGGCUGUUACCAGGUUGGCUGCCUUUGCCUAGUUUCAGACGCAGGGACAGAGCUCAUCGGGAAAUCAAGGAUAUUUUCUAUAAGGCAAUCCAGAAACGCAGACAGUCUCAAGAAAAAAUUGAUGACAUUCUGCAAACUUUACUAGAUGCUACAUACAAGGAUGGGCGUCCUUUGACUGACGAUGAAGUAGCAGGGAUGCUUAUUGGACUACUCUUGGCAGGGCAGCAUACAUCCUCAACUACUAGUGCUUGGAUGGGCUUCUUUUUGGCCAGAGACAAAACACUUCAAGAAAAAUGUUAUUUAGAACAGAAAACAGUCUGUGGAGAGAAUCUGCCUCCUUUAACUUAUGACCAGCUCAAGGAUCUAAAUUUACUUGAUCGCUGUAUAAAAGAAACAUUAAGACUUAGACCUCCUAUAAUGAUCAUGAUGAGAAUGGCCAGAACUCCUCAGACUGUGGCAGGGUAUACCAUUCCUCCAGGACAUCAGGUGUGUGUUUCUCCCACUGUCAAUCAAAGACUUAAAGACUCAUGGGUAGAACGCCUGGACUUUAAUCCUGAUCGCUACUUACAGGAUAACCCAGCAUCAGGGGAAAAGUUUGCCUAUGUGCCAUUUGGAGCUGGGCGUCAUCGUUGUAUUGGGGAAAAUUUUGCCUAUGUUCAAAUUAAGACAAUUUGGUCCACUAUGCUUCGUUUAUAUGAAUUUGAUCUCAUUGAUGGAUACUUUCCCACCGUGAAUUAUACAACUAUGAUUCACACCCCUGAAAACCCAGUUAUUCGUUACAAACGAAGAUCAAAAUGAAAAAGGUUGCCAGGAACUAAUACAUGUGAUCGUCACUGUAAGCCACAAAGGCGUUCAAAGAGAAUGAAGUGUACAAAACAACUCUUUUAGUGUACUGUUUUUUUGAGUGUGUAAUUCUAAAAGCCAGUUUAACUUAUGAUUUAGUAUUUUGUUAACUGAAUGGUUCUAUCAAGUAUAAUAGCAUUUGAAACAUUUUCUAAUAGUUAUGGUACUUAUACAUGUGCUUUCAGGAAGUUCAUUAGUAAAACAGUUGUUCAGGGGGGGAUCUAGGUAAUUGGCAGAUUCUAAAUAAUAUAAUUUCCAGGUAGUAAUUUUAAGAGUACUCAUAGCUCUUGCCAAAUAAGUUCAGGGUAUUCAAACCUUGGACUAGCCCUGCAAGGUAUAAAGAAUAAAAAUCCCAGUGAGAUACUUGGAAACCACAGGUUAUUAUUUAUCUGGGCAAUUAUUGUGUGUGUGAGGAUGGAAGAGGGAAUAAUCGAACAUCUAAAGCCUUGAAUAAGAGAAUACUAACUGUUUUAGUAUGAUGAUAUUCAGAAAUGGAGAUGUUAUAGAAAAAUAAAUCCUUUGGAAUUUUAACUAAAAUCACUGCAUAUAGGAAAUUAAGAGAUCUAGGACCAUAUUUGGUAAGAUUUCUUAAAAAUAAUGUAAUUAUUAAUGCUAAAGACUGCUUGUGUAUCUUGAUCUAAUUACUAAAUAAUUACAUAUUUACCUGAUAAGUAUGUAUCUAAUUCUACAAGGUCACAUUUAUGUGGAAGUCCAAAGUCAAGUCCUUAGGGGAUAAUUUUGUUUUGGCUCACAUGUUCCCUGCUUCCUCUCUUUUUUUUUUUUUGAGAUGGAGUCUAGCUCUGUUGCCUAGGCUGGAGUGCAGUGGCACGAUCCCGGCUCAUUGGAUCCUCCGCCUCCCAGGUUCAAGCAAAUCUCUGCCUCAGCCUCCCAAGUAGUUGGGAUUACAGGCGCCUACCACCAUGGCUACCACCUACCACCUGGCUAAGUUUUUGUAUUUUUAGUAGAGACGGACGUUUCACUAUGUUAGCCAGGCUAGUCUUGAACUCCUGACUUCGUGAUCCACCCGCCUCAGCCUCCCAAAGUGCUGGGAUUACAGGCGUGAGCCACGGUGCCUGGCCUUCCCUGCUUCCUCUCUAGAAUCCAGUUAGGGAUGUUUGUUACUACUUGUGUUAAAACAGUUAAACUAACUUUUUUCUUUUAAAAAUGUGAGAUCAGUGAACUCUGGCUUUUAAGAUAAUGUGAAACAAGGUCCUUGGGAGUAAUAUAAUUGGUCACAUUCUGUAAAGCACAUUCUGUUUAGGAGUCAACUUAUCUUAAAUUAUAACUCCAGGCCUAACUAUAUGAGAUGGCUGAAAAAAUACCACAUCAUCUGUUUUCACUAGAUGAUGCCAAAAUAUUUUGCUUUAUGUAUAUUACAGUUCUUUUUAAAAGGCUGGAAGACUCAUGUUAAACUUUAAUUGUGAAGGCAGAAUCUCUGCUAAUUUUUCACAUUAAAAUUCUCUUUGAAAAAAUA
This is a messenger RNA of Piliocolobus tephrosceles (Ugandan red Colobus), 4386 nucleotides long. It is a transcript of the gene CYP51A1, whose product is annotated as cytochrome P450 family 51 subfamily A member 1. The record is from RefSeq and is a predicted model, not a curated record. The transcript is spliced from 10 exons. NCBI's taxonomy places the organism in Eukaryota, Metazoa, Chordata, Mammalia, Primates, Cercopithecidae. Gene Ontology annotation, molecular function: iron ion binding; heme binding; oxidoreductase activity, acting on paired donors, with incorporation or reduction of molecular oxygen. Bases 1338 to 2867 code for a protein of 509 amino acids.